This is a messenger RNA of Pogonomyrmex barbatus (red harvester ant), 5203 nucleotides long. RefSeq names its product F-box protein 11 (gene FBXO11). Gene Ontology annotation, biological process: regulation of apoptotic process; ubiquitin-dependent protein catabolic process. NCBI's taxonomy places the organism in Eukaryota, Metazoa, Arthropoda, Insecta, Hymenoptera, Formicidae. The record is from RefSeq and is a predicted model, not a curated record. Gene Ontology annotation, molecular function: zinc ion binding; protein binding.
AUGGGUAUAAACACGUACCUGGCGGCGCAUUAUCUUCAAUACGAGUUACCGGAUGAGGUGCUACUCACGAUAUUCAACUAUCUCAUGGAGCAAGAUCUAUGCCGAGUGUCGCAAGUUUGUAAACGUUUCCAAGCAAUUGCGAACGACACGGAGCUAUGGAAGUCCCUGUAUCAGCAGGUUUAUGAGUACGAUCUGCCAUUGUUUAAUCCAGCGCCCUGUAAAUUUGAGUUUGUAUCGCCGGACGAGUCCGAGUACCAGAAUCCGUGGAAGGAGAGUUUCAGGCAGCUAUACAGAGGCGUGCACGUACGGCCUGGUUUUCAGGACUUGAAGUUUAAGGGCCGUAAUCUUCCAUACUUUAACACAGUCCAGGGCGCGUUAGACUACGUCGACGAGUACAGAAGCAACAGCAGCGCCUCGGCGAACAGUAGCGCUACAGCUGCGGGCGGGCAGGGAUGCUGCAACAGCAAUUCGCAGACGAAUGGAGAAGACACAUCGCCGCAACAUUUGGUAUUUUUGCACGCCGGCACAUACAGAGGCGAAUUUCUCGUGAUAGACAGUGAUGUAGCGCUGAUUGGCGCCGCACCGGGCAACGUCGCAGAAUCUGUCAUUCUGGAACGUGAGAGCGAGUCUACAGUCAUGUUUGUGGAAGGCGCGAAACGCGCUUACGCCGGUCAUCUCACGUUGAAAUUCACGCCUGAUGUCACGAGCACGGUGCCCCAUCACAAACAUUACUGUCUGGAGGUUGGUGAGAACUGCAGUCCCACCGUCGAUCAUUGUAUUAUCAGAAGCUCGAGUGUUGUUGGUGCAGCGGUCUGCGUAUCAGGCGUGGGUGCCAAUCCGUUAGUAAAGAAUUGCGACAUAUCGGAUUGCGAGAAUGUUGGAUUAUACGUAACCGAUUAUGCACAAGGCACGUAUGAGGAUAACGAGAUCUCACGAAACGCUCUCGCCGGUAUCUGGGUGAAGAAUUAUGCGAAUCCCAUUAUGCGACGAAAUCAUAUCCAUCAUGGUCGAGAUGUAGGAAUAUUUACAUUUGAUAACGGACUUGGUUACUUCGAAGCUAACGAUAUUCACAACAAUCGGAUAGCGGGUUUCGAAGUAAAAGCCGGUGCUAAUCCUACUGUUGUUCACUGCGAGAUCCAUCAUGGCCAGACCGGUGGUAUAUACGUUCACGAAAAUGGCCUCGGACAAUUCAUCGACAACAAGAUCCAUUCGAAUAAUUUUGCUGGCGUAUGGAUUACGUCCAACUCGAACCCGACUAUACGUCGAAACGAGAUAUAUAAUGGCCAUCAAGGUGGAGUGUAUAUAUUCGGCGAAGGUAGAGGUUUGAUCGAGCAUAACAACAUCUAUGGUAAUGCAUUAGCUGGCAUACAAAUCAGAACAAAUUCGGAUCCGAUCGUUCGGCACAAUAAAAUUCACCACGGCCAGCAUGGUGGUAUUUACGUGCACGAGAAAGGACAGGGUCUGAUAGAGGAGAAUGAAGUGUAUGCGAAUACUUUGGCAGGUGUAUGGAUCACGACAGGUUCGACACCAGUUUUAAGGCGAAAUCGCAUUCAUAGUGGCAAGCAGGUCGGCGUAUAUUUUUAUGAUAACGGCCAUGGGAAACUGGAGGACAAUGAUAUUUUUAAUCAUUUAUAUUCGGGAGUACAAAUAAGGACUGGCAGUAAUCCGGUAAUACGCGGUAAUAAGAUAUGGGGAGGACAAAACGGUGGCGUUCUUGUGUAUAAUAGUGGCUUAGGCUUACUCGAACAAAAUGAGAUUUUCGAUAAUGCAAUGGCCGGCGUUUGGAUUAAAACAGAUAGCAAUCCAACUCUUAAAAGGAACAAAAUAUUUGACGGACGAGACGGAGGAAUCUGUAUAUUUAACGGGGGCAAAGGUGUUUUGGAGGAGAACGAUAUAUUUCGCAAUGCGCAAGCGGGUGUGCUUAUAUCUACGCAAUCGCAGCCUAUCCUGAGGAGGAACCGAAUAUUCGAUGGUUUGGCAGCCGGCGUCGAAAUAACUAACAAUGCCACCGCCACCCUGGAAUUCAAUCAAAUAUUCAAUAAUCGAUUCGGCGGUCUAUGUCUAGCGAGCGGGGUGCAACCAACGACUAGAGGCAAUAAAAUAUUCAAUAACCAAGACGCAGUGGAGAAAGCGGUUGGAAAUGGUCAGUGUUUAUACAAAAUCUCUUCAUACACUUCCUUCCCGAUGCACGAUUUUUACCGUUGUCAAACGUGCAACACGACGGAUCGGAACGCGAUAUGCGUUAACUGUAUAAAAACUUGUCACGCUGGCCAUGAUGUAGAAUUCAUCAGACACGAUCGAUUCUUUUGCGAUUGCGGUGCCGGAACAUUGAGCAAUCAGUGUCAACUGCAGGGUGAACCUACACAAGAUACGGAUACAUUGUACGAUAGUGCGGCACCUAUGGAAUCGCAUACACUUAUGGUCAACUAGGAACUAACCUAAAGUAAUUUAAACAAUCAAACAAUGUUUAGAUUCGUAAGUCCAGUAAUAUUGCGAGCACAGCGCAGUAAAUCCGUUGCCGAGUUCUUUAUUACAUUCUUUACUUCAUAUUCUCGUCAUUAUAUCAUAAUUGUUAUUCUUUAAACAAAGAAUUCUAUUUAUUGCGAGGAUAUUUUGUUUUUAUUGUUAAUAUGUGAUAUAUUAUGGCGAAAUCUGAGUAUGUGUGGAUAGUAUUACUUCUUAAUGAUAUUAUAAUAUUCUCGUUUAUUUUUCUUAGAUUUUCGAGAUUGCCGAUCUUGUACCCCGUGUAUUGCCCGUGACUUGAACUUUUUUUCUCUUUUCUUUUUUAUUUCCUUUUUAUAUUGGCGCUUGUUACAUUAUGUAUAUCAUGCGGAUAAUACAAUAAUGUGUGUACGAUUAGAUCAUUUACUCGUUAAUUUAUACACAUCUUAUUCUGAGCAUUUAAUCAAGUCAGUUAUCUUUCAUCUGCUAUUAAAAUUAUUAGAUAAUAAUUUCGAUUUAUAUUAUAUAUUAUUCGGUUUAUCUUAUAUUAAUUUUAUUGCGAGUGUUGUUUCAUUUGGAUUGGUUCUUGUUAAAGAUUUUUAAAAAGAAUAAUUGUUUCUUUCUGUGGUCCAAACUAAUGAAGAACUCGGCAAUUGAUCGCCAAGAAGCGGUAGUAAUAAAAUAACAAGAAAAGCCCUCAUGUGUAAAACACACAGUAUAAUAUUAGAUAUAUCAAAUUAAUUUAAAUGUUUAAACGAGGGAAAUACUAGGAUAAUCGUAAACCAAACUUUUCACGCGAUCCUUUUUAUCGAGGUUCUGAAAUCUCUAAAAUAUUCAUAUAACAAGAGUGCUGUAAAAAAACAAAAGGAAGAAAAGAAACCUGUGUAUACGCCAUAAUGAUACUUGGUGUCUCGAAAUAUGCUCGAACUGCUUAAAACUUUAAGCCCCGAUAACAUAGAUAAGACGAAUGUAAGUUCGCACAGUGUGAAAUGUAUCCGGAAUGUAAAUUGUGUAUAUCGAACGCGAAGCCGUACGCUGAGAGUAGAUAAUACAAUUAUGUUAUUUACUCUCGAGCAGAAAAGCAUUAAUCCGUAAUAAAAAGAAUCAACAUAAAUAUAAAUAUAAAUAAAAUUUGCACUCGGCACAGUUAAUAAAAAAAGAACUUAAUCCAGUGUAUAAAAAAGGAUGCAAACAGUGCGUGUAUUGAGUGCCACGCUUGGAAUUGCAAAACUGAAAACGUUGAAUCAUUUCACGCAAGAAGAAAGAAAGAUAAAGGAUCGUAAACCAAAUGGAUCACGGAAUGUCAUUUUUACAUGCUAUUAAGUGCAAUUUCGUUAAUAUACGAUCUAACGAAUCCACGUGGUACAAAUCUCGAGAAGAAAGAAAAAGAGGAACCAAGAGGCCGGCAAACCAACAUGAAGAUCUGAUACACCGGAACAAAUGUCUAAAAUAUGUGAUAUACAAAACUCACAGGUGGAAUAAUCAAAAUAAAAAUAAACGUGCUGCUAAUUUUUCGACGUAAACAUACCUCGUAAUUAACGCAUAACGAUUUCGAUUAGUCGCGAUGAUGAAUUAUGUGAUGGUCCUAAGUUGCCCUACGCGGGCGAAGUGCAUAAUAAGAACGGGAUAAUAAAAAAAGAAACGAAAUUAAAAUCAUAAAGGAAAAGAGUGAAAGAAAGGUGUGCAGACGUGGAAAUGUUACGUCGGUGUAUACCAGUGAAAAAGAAAAGAAAACGGAAGCAGUUAAGCGCUUGAAAUAGAUGAUGUACUGUCCGAGGAACAGUUUUUAAAAAAUAAUCUCGAAUUUUUCAGAGUAAUCAGAUUUUUUUAAUUAUUACGUUAGUGGAUAAAAGAAAUCUAAUUACCUUAUUGUAAUAUGUAAUUUUUCCGGGAGCGGCGCGCGCGCUCCCGUGCGAGAAAAGGAAGCGCCUAUUAGCGAUAUAAUUUUAGACCGAAAUCACCUUUAUUUACGCAAAUGGUAUACAUAUAUAGAUAAGUAGAGAAGAGCGAACUGCCAAUGAGGCAUCAUUAUUGCGAAUUUUGUUCGAAAUUUCGAAACAACAUAAUUCGUUACUCUAUGUGUAUAUGGUAUCUUUUGUAUGUCGUAUACGGCAAGGAGACGCAUGAAAAUUGCCUUUCAGCUUAUCGACUCAGGAGGAUAGCAUAUUAGAUGUAUACAUACAUGUAUAUAUACGUAUAUAUGUAUACAUAUUUACAUAAUAUAUGUAUACGUAUGAUCAUAUAUAUAUAUGUACAUAUACACGAUCAUGCAUGCAUAUACGCAAAUACACAUACACAUAUGGUAUGUAUAUGUUCACAAAUAGUACUGAAUGGGAGGAGAUGUUAUCAAAGUGAAAGGCACUUUUCACGUGUGUGUCACAUUAAAUUUAAAAAAGAAAAUCGGGCAAAAAUAAGAUUGUAUAUCGAAUCUUUGGGUUCUUGAGUGAUAUAUUGUAUGGUCUGUUGUUUUGUUUAAUAAUUGUUCAUUUGAUGAAUUUCGUGGAUCUUUUCUUGUUCGACACUUCAAGCGGAGGAACUGCAGAAGAAUGCGGCGAUGCAACGGAUGGCACAGCACGCGAUUGUGUAUAUUGCAGUUACACGUAAUCGGGUUCGCCUUUCUGGUUUUCCUUCUUUCAGUUGGAAUUAUCGAUCAGAGUUUACGCCGCUCUCUAAAUUGGACGUGCGAUGUAGAAAUUUAUCAAAUUAUUUGCCGGGCUGUAUAAAUUAUCGAUUGAAUUAGAACACUGGAUACUCUGCGUUA